Monoraphidium neglectum is the source of this 594-nucleotide messenger RNA. RefSeq lists its product as hypothetical. The record is from RefSeq and is a predicted model, not a curated record. Lineage: Eukaryota; Viridiplantae; Chlorophyta; Chlorophyceae; Sphaeropleales; Selenastraceae. The transcript has a single exon. Gene Ontology annotation, molecular function: hydrolase activity, acting on acid anhydrides. The annotation marks the transcript as partial.
GUGGCGGAGCUCUACUGCUGGCUGGCCGGCCGCUUCCCCGGCGCAUUCCGCGGCAGGGCGCAGGCCCAGGCAGCCCGCGACGGCGUCAGCGCGCUCAUAGACAACGCGCUCAAGCGGCUCAGCCUCGGAAGGGCCCCGCGCGCCGGCGCCGGCGCUGGGGCAGGGACCGCUGCUGCCGAGGGGCCGGAGGAGGGGGCGCCAUGGGAAGGGGAGGGGUUUGGCUCUGGCGGCGGUGGCGGCGGCGCCUCGGGUACUGAGGAUGGGGAGGGCGUCGAGGAGGGUGGGCAGGAGGAGCGGCCGGCGGCGUGGGUGCGGCGGGCGCAAGAGCUGGGCGUCAGGUGGCAGUCCGAGCGGCGGGGCGGCGCGAAUGGCCGCCUCAAGGACGGCGCGGCGGCGGGGGCCGCGGCCGCGGGCUCGCGUGCGGCUGUGGUGCAGCGGGCGCGAGGUGGGCCAAGGGAAGGUGGAGAGGGGCAGCAGGAGCGGCGGCGACGGGGGCGGCAGUUGCUGUUCGAGGUGCUGGUGGCUGAGGGUUGCGGCGGCGACCCAUUUGCAGUGGGCCGUGCUGGUGUGCAGCGGCCUGACUGGCGGCGCUGA